UUUCAGUUUCAUAUUACAUCCGAGGGUAGGAACGAAAAGACAUGGCUGACAAAAUUCUGAAGGAGAAGAGAAAGCUAUUUAUCCAGUCAGUGGAAGCUGGCACAAUAAAUGGCUUGCUAGAUGAAUUAUUAGAGAAAAGAGUGCUGAACCAGGAAGAGAUGGAGAAAGUAAGAGCUGAAAAUGCUACGGUUAUGGAUAAGGCCCGAGCUUUGACUGAUUCUGUCAUUAAAAAAGGGCCCAUGGCGUGCCAAAUCUUUAUCACUCAUAUUUGCAAAGAUGACUGCUAUCUUGCAGGGACACUGGGGCUCUCCUCAGGUCCACAAACUGGAGAUUACUUUAGUAUGCAAGAUUCCCGAGAAACAUUUCUUUCCUUCUCAGCUCCUCAAGAGGUGAAAAGCCACCAAGUUGAGCUCACAUCCUCAGGCCCAGGAGGGAGCCUCAAGCUUUGCCCCUUAGAAACAGCGCAAAGGAUUUGGAAAGAAAAGUCAACAGAGAUUUAUCCAAUAAUGGCUAGGAUGACCCGCACUCGUCUUGCCCUCAUUAUCUGCAAUACAGAGUUUGACAGUCUUCCCAGGAGGGCUGGAGCUGAUGUUGAUAUCAGAGAUAUGAAAAUGCUGCUGGAAAAUCUAGGAUACAGAGUGGAUGUGAAAGAAAAUAUCACUGCUUCAGACAUGGCUACAGAGCUGAAGGCAUUUGCUGCCCGCCCAGAACACCAGACCUCUGACAGUACUUUUCUGGUGUUCAUGUCUCAUGGUAUCCGGGAUGGGAUUUGUGGCACGAAAUAUUCUGAGAAAGUCUCAGAUGUGUUAGAAGUCAACACCAUCUUUCAAAUGCUGAACACCUGGAACUGUCCAAGUUUGAAGGACAAACCCAAGGUGAUCAUCAUCCAGGCCUGCCGUGGUGAGAAUCAAGGGGUGGUGUGGUUAAAAGAUUCAGCAGGAGACACUGAAGGCAAAUUCUUACUGGAUUCAGAAGACCUUGAAGAUGAUGGAAUUAAGAAAGCCCAUGUAGAGAAGGAUUUUAUUGCUUUCUGCUCUUCAACACCAGAUAAUGUUUCUUGGAGGCAUCCCACACUGGGCUCUCUUUUUAUUAUGAAACUCAUAAAAAAUAUUCAAGAAUAUGCCUGGUCCUGUGAUCUGGAGGAAAUUUUUCGAAAGGUUCGAUUUUCAUUUGAGCUACCAGAUGGUAGGGCACAGAUGCCCACCACUGAAAGGGUGACUUUGACAAGAUGUUUCUACCUCUUCCCAGGACAUUAAAAUAA
Marmota flaviventris (yellow-bellied marmot) is the source of this 1261-nucleotide messenger RNA. It is a transcript of the gene Casp1, whose product is annotated as caspase 1. The record is from RefSeq and is a predicted model, not a curated record. Gene Ontology annotation, cellular component: IPAF inflammasome complex; NLRP3 inflammasome complex; AIM2 inflammasome complex. Gene Ontology annotation, biological process: proteolysis; regulation of apoptotic process; regulation of inflammatory response. NCBI's taxonomy places the organism in Eukaryota, Metazoa, Chordata, Mammalia, Rodentia, Sciuridae. Gene Ontology annotation, molecular function: cysteine-type endopeptidase activity; caspase binding.